GUGUGGAAGAGGAGAGGAAGACCAGGAGGGAGUGGGCAGAACGCGACUUCCAGCGCCAACGUGACUGCGUAAACGAUGUAUUGAGACUUCGCGAACGUGUGCUGGCUGAGAGAGCAGCCAAAGGAAGGGAUGCAGCCACCUCACACUCUGAUAUGGGUAUCUACGUUGAGGACAACGGCACAGAAAAACUCUAUGCUCUUACUCCUGCAGCUAAAGCGUGGGCCCAGAGUAGAGUCCGAAAGAUGAGGAAAGAUGCUGUGGAUCAAGUGACGGAUGAAGAGGAUCACUCAGGCCACAUAGAGAACGAUGUUAGUGGGAGUGAUACAAGUAUCUACCAGAGACAGAAGAACGAAAGCAGUGAAGAGGUUGUCAUAAAAGACGAAGCCUUCAGUAAACUUCUCGAGAACUUGUCUGAUGGAUCAGAGGACUCGGAAAAACUGGACGGCUUAACAGAAAAUUCCUCAGACCUCGAUGAAGCUGAGAAUAUUGACCGGACACAUGAUCCCAUGGGAGCUACAGAUGCCUUAAAAGAAUUGAUUGAUUUUGAAGACUUAGGAAAACCUACAUCACUGAGCGAUUCUGGACUACCAAAAAUUUCCAACACACGAGAUAUGCAAUAUGACUUCCAUCACGAGAACUCUUCUCAGAUAUCGAAGUCUGAGGAUUCAGGUGGAGAAAACUGCACUAACUGUUCCUCAGACUGCCCUCAUACAAGAGAACACGACCAACUAUUAUUAAAAGCUGUCACAAUUUUCUUAAGAACUGCACUUCAGCGUCGAAUGAUGAGCAGAUCAAUUACUAUUCCAAGAAUUGACAGCGAGGAGCUACUUGGCGUUAUUUGGGACACUGACGAAGUUGAAAACUAUCCAGCACAGUACGAGGUGGAUUCCAAUUCCGAAGGGCAGUCCUACCUGCGCCAGCUCGUCUCUGACCACAACUCACAUCCUCAGAACGAAUCAGACAUUGAGGAGAUUCUGGAAAAUAUGAUGGAAUUCGAAAUAAACAAUUUGCAGGAUCUAUAUGAGCGUCACAACCUAGAAAUGGAGAGAUUCUCACGAACACCAGACAACAGCGAGCCAGAGGCUGACGAUGACGUGGAAGAAAUAGUAAACAAUGGCAUGUUGAGGAACAUGAAUGGUAUUGAUAAUAAUAAUGAAGCAGAUCCUGUGAGAGUUCCUGUGUUCGGCGAGAGGUGGGUGGAGGAUGCUAGAAGGAUCAUGGAGGCCGGUGACUGGCAAGAGGAGCUGGAGAGCUCCAGUAACACGUCCGAAGAGGAAGAGAGUGCAGAUGAGCUUAUCAUAGAAACUCCAGAAGAAACCAGUUUGGUUGAGGAAGAGUCAAGCCUGACUGAUGAAGACAGUCAUGAAAGCAUUUUUGAAGAGGAGAGUGUGAAUUCUGUUUCCCCUGUGUUUGACAGGAACGAACUUCAAGAACUUCUGAAAUAUAACCCCAUCAGUGAAAGGUCCGGCUUUUAG
This is a messenger RNA of Cherax quadricarinatus, 1475 nucleotides long. Lineage: Eukaryota; Metazoa; Arthropoda; Malacostraca; Decapoda; Parastacidae. The record is from RefSeq and is a predicted model, not a curated record.